Molecule: messenger RNA, 372 nt
Organism: Catharus ustulatus (Swainson's thrush)
Lineage: Eukaryota; Metazoa; Chordata; Aves; Passeriformes; Turdidae
Product: macrophage migration inhibitory factor-like
Molecular function (GO): cytokine activity; phenylpyruvate tautomerase activity
Source: RefSeq, a predicted model, not a curated record
AUGAGGCUGGGGAAGCACAAGUCUAAAAUACCUAAAUUAAUUGUUAACACAAAUAUAAGCAAGGAUAAAGUUCCAGUUUUUUCAGGGGAGGUCACCCAACAGUUAUCAAAAGCAUUGGGCAAACCAGCACAGUAUCUAGCAAUACAGAUCUCUCCUGAUCAGGUGAUGUCCUUUGGUGGCUCCACAGACCCUUGUGCUAUGUGCCUUCUCUACAGCAUUGGAAAAAUAAGGGAGCAGGAGAACAAGGUCUACUCCAAAUUGCUUUGUGACCUGCUGAACAAACAGCUGAAAAUACCAUCUGACAGAAUCUACAUCAGCCUCUUUGACAUCAGCCCCGGCUGUGUGGGCUGGAAUAACACCACCUUCACUUGA